UUUCCCGGGCACGCAUCCCACCACCACCAGGAGCAUAGCCACACCUCUUUUCCUGCCCAGCAGUAGACAGAGGUUUAACGGGGAAGUCCAGCCCUUAAAAGCCUCCUUCCACAGCAGCCAGCCUCUGCCUCAAACCCUCACACACACCCUCUUUGAGACUUUCAGUCCUGACUGGACUUUUUUCAUCAUUGGUAUUUUAUCCCACCAGCUUGUCUAUCAGAAUGGCUGCCUCUUCCAAAUCGUCACACAAGUUUCUCAACUUUGUCAUCGUUUUGCUGACACUUUGGUCGAUCGUUUCACUUAUCAUCAUAGUGGUAUGGGCCACCUCGCCUGACUUGAAAGGGGCCAGCGAGUGCAAUGCCAACCUGAAGAAACUCAAGGAGAAGUUCACCGAGGAAACAAACACAUGGAACAAGGACCGGCUUGCGUUGGAAGAACUGGUGAGGCAGGGCCGCAACAACCAGAGCCUGUUGCUGACUCACAUCGACCAGCUGAAAGACCAACUGCAAUUCCUCAAUCAGUCCCUGGACUCUUGUCUGCAGCAAAAUGAAAGGCUGAACGAAAACAUCACCGUGCUAAAGGAUGAGAUUGAUCUGCACAUAGCCAUCGAGGCCAACCUAACUGCGAAUCUCACACAGAAGCAAGAACUGAUUGAACUCCUGCAGCAUAAUCUGACCCAGACGAUCAGCGAGUUGGAGUCGUGCAUAAGUUUGAAGCAAGCUGCUCAGAGUCUUCAGGAUGCAGCUGAGAGGCAAACGCAGGGCUGCCAGUCCGGGAAACAGUUCUUACAGAAGCAACUAGAAAAAUGCAAAAGCGUGCCCGAAGCCAGGUCUCCAAAUGAUGGACCCCCUGGGCCACGAAGUGGUGUUUUCCUGGUCGGGCUUUUGAUCAUCAGCUUUCUUUUAAUACCAUAGCGGAGCUGAAAAGAGUUCGAAGAAGAUACAGUAAUUGGAUGCAUGUUUCAGUACAACACUGUUUCAAGACACCUGUAUGACAUGUGCUGAUAACCUGGACUUGAAGCACAUGUUACUUUUGUAUGGAAAAGCACUGCUGUAAAACAAACAGGAACGUUCAGCUCACUAAAUAAGGAUAUUCCUGCAAGUUAUUUACCUUUGAGGGGAAUAUAAAAAGAUGUGGGCUUUUUUGUUGUUCCUUUUAUACAAAACAAAAAGGUUUUGUUUCGGUAUUGAAUUCGAAUAAGCCAUUCAUCAUGAAUCUUUUUUUUUUUUCCUUUUUAAAGUUUAAAAUUAAAUAUAGGUUGAUUAUUAAUUUAUGAUAAGCAUUAUCAGAAAAGUGUCUCUCCCAGUACGAAAUAGAUUUCGAUGCGCACUUCUCUGCUGAGAAGUUAAGACCUGCUAAGAUAUUUAGUCAUAUAAAAUAUUUCUUAUUGUUCUAUCCACAUUCACUGGAUAUGAGCAAUCCUGCGCUCUGACUGGCUACUCUACUACUAGGAUAUCAUCUCAUAUACCAUGAGUAGAGAAAAACGAAAUGGUGGAGUGUUUUGCUGAACUAAUCGAGGAUGAAAUAAAAACUCUACUAGAAAACAAUCCCCCCCCCAAAAAAAAGCAAUAAAAUAUGGAAUAAAAAUAUUUGAUGGGAGCAUUUUUCACAAAUUGCUACUGUUGUUUUGCCGGCUUGUUUACAUUCUAAGCGGAAAUUAUUUUGUCGGACGUUUUGUAUAAAGUUUUUAUUUAUCGAAUUUGCAAAAAAUAAAAACAAAAAAUGCUCCGUUUCUCAAAAUCCAGUGAAUGUGGCUAUAAUAAAACAGUUAUUCCACUCAAUCUCGUCAUCCACGGCUUAUAGCCAAGUCGGUGCUACGCGCCUCAUCGGCUAUCAGCUCAUGUACGACUCGAUUUUGUGGAAUAACUUAAAUAUUUCCGUCUCUCAGCUACUACUGUUUGUUUGAACUUCAUUAGAAUGAUGCGUUUAUGCUUAUCUCCUAUUGAUUACUGGAUUAUCAUCUUAAACUGCAUUAUCUGUUAUUUUGACUUACGUAAACAAAAUCCUGCAUUAUUAUUAUAUUUUACAAAAAAAAAACGGGCUGGGCACAUUUUGAUCAUUUUUACAACUCAAACACUUGACUGUCUGUUAAUUGCUGGGAUCUGAUCUCGACAUAAGGCCUGUUGUGUUUGCGCUGUCGAGAAAAGAAAACUAAUCAAAGUUUUUCACGUAUAUCUCAGUGCAGCCUGCGGGAUCGGAUUGGAUGUGGGCGGAGAGAGAUGUUGCGCACUUACCAUAUAUGGAGGCUAUGACGUACAAUGGUUAUGGUUUGGAGUAGGGUGGAGUGGAGCGGAGUAGGGCGUCUUCUUACAUGGUUCAAUGUAGGCCAGGUUGGACAUCUAACCCAGCCUACAUUCAAUCUAGCAGGCUGCAGCGAGAGGCGUCGCAAUUUUUUUUGCCUGUUAUAUAUCUCACACCGCUUGUUGUCUCACUCUGAUCUUUGUUUGCUUCUUUACUUUGGAAAACCGUUGCAAUAAGAAUUUCUCCAGGCUCCAAGGAUUACCCCAUCUGCCAUGACUGUUCUCCAAAUUCACUGCCCAAUCUGUGAGCCUUAUCUGAUUGGCCUUUCAAACACAUUUGCUCAACUGGUACCACCUAACAAAAAAAUGCAACUAAACUUAAGCACAUUUCUGAAAUUGGUCUUCUCACAGAGCAGCCUGCAGCAGAAAGCACUAAACCUCACUAUUCAUGUAAUGCUGCUCUUUAAAGCGAAUAUCACCCCAGGAUUUCUUAUGUAAAUUCAAAAAUAAGUGGCUUCACCCAUUUGCUUUAAACAGUCACGUAACUUGAUUAACGCUAGCAUUAUUUAAUAUGAAGAGCUGGGACGUGAGCACUAUGAAACCACCUUAAGCGAACUCAUAAACACUUCACUUAGGAAAAAAAGAAAGAUAACAAUUAGACUGACUGUGCAUAAUGCCCAGGCCCAAGACAGAAACGUUUUUAACCAAUACAUUUUUGAUUAAAUUGAUCUACUUAUCACGUCAUGAGCUCCCAGAUAUAGUGCAAGUGCUGAAUUUGUGAGGCUGCAUACUGAAUAUCUCAGACUAUUUUUGGCCUGGCUUACAUUCGGCCGCCAACUGCAACAGAUUUAUUCUAACAACACUGUCACUAUGAAGUGUGUAGCUUGGUGAUCUACAGGCUUAAUUCGCAUUUGUAAUUGCAUUAAUGUAUACUGAUUGAUUGACUGAUUGACUGAUUGAUUGAUUGAUUGAUUUGUCUUUAUAUAGUAUUUUUCCUUAAAAUGUUGCUAGGCCACUCUCAUUCCACCUGAAGAAAAAAAAAAGGCCAAAACUAUUCUGAAGAUUGGAACCUCCUUUUAAAUUAUUCCUGGAACAAAACGAACAAAGUACUGUCAAAAUCAGACACUUCCCAGAAGUGAGUUGGGCUCGAACCCAAAUUAGCCCACACGUGAUAAGGCUUAGUAACUGUUGUUUGGCUUGGGAGUCAGGAGAAGGAAAAAUAUGGGAGUGAUCAGAGAAAAUGAGAGUGUUGGCAGGUAUGAGUGCAUUGGAAAUAUUGUUGAAAUAAACUUUUAAAAACUAAA
This is a messenger RNA of Neoarius graeffei (lesser salmon catfish), 3544 nucleotides long. RefSeq lists its product as uncharacterized. The transcript is spliced from 5 exons. NCBI's taxonomy places the organism in Eukaryota, Metazoa, Chordata, Actinopteri, Siluriformes, Ariidae. The record is from RefSeq and is a predicted model, not a curated record. The coding region runs from base 222 to 914 and encodes 230 amino acids.